Messenger RNA from Polistes canadensis, 1471 nucleotides. It is a transcript of the gene Zip102B, whose product is annotated as zinc transporter ZIP9-B. NCBI's taxonomy places the organism in Eukaryota, Metazoa, Arthropoda, Insecta, Hymenoptera, Vespidae. The record is from RefSeq and is a predicted model, not a curated record. The transcript is spliced from 5 exons. Gene Ontology annotation, molecular function: metal ion transmembrane transporter activity. Gene Ontology annotation, cellular component: membrane. Bases 416 to 1249 code for a protein of 277 amino acids. Gene Ontology annotation, biological process: transmembrane transport; zinc ion transport.
GUAGUUAUUACAGAUCUCGUUUCGCGAUGUCAGAUGUUACAUAUUUCUGUUACAAAUGUCCCUAAUAUUAGUAACUAGUAAUUUCUGCGUGGGCGUUAUAUUUAACUGCCCUUUUUUAACAUUAUUUUCUUUAUAUGUAUAAAAGACAUAGUGCACAUAUAUGAAUAUUUCUCUCAAUUAAUAAAUUACAAAAUAAUUCUUUUAACCACUUUACCUACUUUCCUCGAACGGUGGUGCUACGUAGACGGAAACGGAUUAAAAUAAGCGGCAUAAGCUGUCAUUAACCAGCAUGGUAUAACUUAAGUGGUUAACAUUUCAAAAACAUUUACACAAAAUACGAAUGUAAUUUAUAUACUCAUUGUAAUGUGUAAAUAUUAAUUAAACCGAUUGUUUUUUUGCAUAAACGUUUUUUAAAAUGUCAGAGAGCUCGAUAAUAUGGCUCUCUUUAGUUAUGCUGGGUGGCUCGUAUUUGGCCGGUUUUUUACCAUUGAUUAUGAAUUUAUCGGAGGAUAAACUGCAAUUAGUAUCUGUACUUGGAGCUGGGCUUCUUGUUGGAACUGCAUUGGCUGUAAUAAUACCAGAAGGUAUUAGAGCAUUAUUUACAACGCCUGCUGGCAGCAUAGAUCAUCCACAAAAUGAUAGUGACCUACAUUUUUUGAUAGGAAUUAGUUUAGUACUUGGUUUCGUAUUUAUGCUUUUGGUCGAUCAAUGUACAAGAAGAAGUGGAGGAAAGGAGAAAAGUUUUACAGCAACCUUAGGCCUUGUUGUUCAUGCAGCUGCUGAUGGAGUUGCAUUGGGUGCUGCAGCAACAACCUCGCAAGCCGAUGUAGAAGUCAUCGUAUUCCUUGCAAUUAUGCUGCAUAAAGCACCUGCUGCAUUUGGCCUAGUAUCUUUUUUACUUCACGAAGGGGUGGAAAAAAAGAAAAUAGGAAAACAUUUACUAGUAUUUUCUCUUUCUGCACCUUGUCUUGCUCUUCUAACAUAUUUCGGCAUUGGAAAAGAAGGCAAGGAAACCCUCAGUAAUGUCAAUGCAACAGGAUUAGCAAUGUUGUUCAGUGCAGGAACAUUUUUGUACGUAGCUACUGUACAUGUAUUACCAGAAUUAAUGACUAGAGAAGCUAAUUAUUCUCGUCUACCAACAACUGAAACUACGACACCAACUGUCUCUGGACUUAGAUUUAAAGAAAUAUUAGUGCUAGUAGUUGGUUCUAUUUUACCGUCAUUACUUACAACCGGACACCACCAUUGACAUAGAGCUCAUAUUUUAUACUACACUGAUACCAUUCAUUAUGCUCGUAAAUAUCAUAAAUUUUUCUUAUUUAAUUUUUUGUACAGUUACAAAAACGAAGAUUUUUUGAUAGGUGUACGAAUAAUAAGCACCUUCCGUUGUUAAACAAUAUAUGUACAUAACAUUUCUCGAAUUUGAAAAAUUGAUAUUAAAAGAAACUCUAGAUGCAAUUACAAAAAAAUA